AUGCAGGUGCUCAGUAUAAAGAGUGCGCCUAGCUUGCGACAGGGUUAUAUGCAGCUAAGCACCCAAUUGAAUCCACAAUAUAUGCGGGCUAUGGCCGCCUAUCGCCGGCUGGAACGCAGUGUGCCACGCGAGGAGCUCCGAGCUCUGACCACCAUCGGCCUUCUGAACGGCGCCCGUCAAGCUGAGCAGCAAAUGGAACAGCAUUUGGUGAAUGUGAUCAAAGAAUUGCUCGAGCAGACUGCAGGCAGUUCAAAUAGUGUCCAGGUGCUGCCGAAGAUCGAUGAGAUCGAGCAGCAACUGGUUCGUGACCAACGCGCUCUGCAAAUACUCGAAAGUGCCAUGGACCUAGUGAGCAGUGCCAAGGACGAGCGCACCUUUCGCGAGGAGAUGCGUGAGGCACUGCAGCAGCAACGGGUCGAAGAGUUGCAGGCCCAACAGCUCUCAGCCGAUAUCACACAGGCCCCCCACCUGGGGGAGCGCUUGGCUAAGCUGCGUAGGCACAUUAUGGAGAAAGUACCAACCAUGAAAACGCAGCUGGAGUCGAAAAUCGAGAAAACCUUGGAGCAUUUAAUUGAAGAGGCAGCGACGGAUGGAUUGCUGGCCAAGGCAAGUCACAAGGUGUUGCGGAAACGCGAUGCAAAGACUGAGCUCAAGGAUCUUGAGAACGGGGAAGAAGACUUCGCCAAGACUGAGGAGGCGCGACCCGCCGAAGUACGUAUGAUUAAGUCCAUAUUGUCGGAGGCCAACGACCUGCGCGUUCAGCAUGAUUUUAGAGAGAACUUGGUGCUGGAGCAGUACGAGAGGCGCCCGGAACGGCAAGUGAACUCCAAGAAGGCAACAAAGAGCGCUCUGGAAGAGGACGAUAACGAUAACGAGAAUGAGAACGAGUUGGAUGAGUUUGCGUUGGAUUUUAAUGUGAGUAUGGCUCAAUGGGCAGGCAAUGUUACAGUCACGAGUAAUGCCACCAAGCAAGGCAAGCAGGAGGAUGAAUCAGCGGAGCUCACGCCAACGGAUAUUGAUAACGAUGGCGGAGGCGGAGGAGGUGGCGGCGGACUGGUCGGAAUUAUUGGCAGCCUAAGCGGAGGCGAGGGCGGCUCAGAUGUGGGCGCUUUGAUUGGCGCACUGACGGGUGUCAUAUCGACGCUCUUUGGCCCCGGUGGCCUGGACAUUGAGUCUCUCAUCAGCACAGCGACGUCGCUGUUAGCGGGCCUGCUGUCGGGAAAUCAAAAUUUUGGCACUGUGUUGGGUCAAUAUGUUAGCACGGCUCUGGAUGGUCUAUCUGGCGGCGGUGGUGCGAUCAACAAUGGACAGUUUCUGGGCAACUUUCUGGGCACGAUUGUGGCAUCAUUGAGCGCAGAUCCUGAGGAAGAGGGCCCCAUACAGCCACUGGUAUUUGCGCAAAAUCUGUUGAGCAGUUUUCUCGAAGCGAAAAAUCGUCCUCCAUCCGCGGAGAACUCGGCGGAGCGUCAUGGAAGCGCUGAGUUGCCGGCGCGGCAGAAAAAGAAAGAAGCCACUGGAUUAGGUGGUGGCGGCUCGGAUUCGGGCAGUUUUGUCAAACAAAUCGUGUCACAUUUGGUGAGCAGCGCCUUAGGGCUGUUGCUCAAUGCAUCGCUGGGUGCCUCGGGAGGUGCCUCACAUGCCUCAUCCGGCCUCUUUUCGAGCAGCAGCGCGGCCAGCCAUCACAUGAAACCGGCACACAGAUCGUGGACGUUCGAGUAG
Molecule: messenger RNA, 1719 nt
Organism: Scaptodrosophila lebanonensis
Lineage: Eukaryota; Metazoa; Arthropoda; Insecta; Diptera; Drosophilidae
Exons: 8
Coding region: 1-1719 (572 amino acids)
Source: RefSeq, a predicted model, not a curated record